Molecule: messenger RNA, 1496 nt
Organism: Diatraea saccharalis (sugarcane borer)
Lineage: Eukaryota; Metazoa; Arthropoda; Insecta; Lepidoptera; Crambidae
Source: the annotation of a GenBank genome assembly
AGAAUCACGGGCAAAAUAGUCGACACCGGCUCUAUUUGCCAUCAAUAAAAAAUAGAAUAGAAUAAGGCAUAGCAAAGACAAAUGUUUUCUGCGUUUGAAACUACCGAACCAUUACAAAAACCAGAGUUUAUAAAAUACUACAAUAUGAAGUAAUCUGAGCGAGACACUGGAUUUUUGCGAAUUCCAUAAGGGCAACGCCAUUAAUUAAAAAGAAGAAGAAGAAUAAUAGUACUCCUUGCUGAACAUAGAACAAUAAUAGUCUACGACGUGCUGAAUCCUGGAUUAUAAACUUAAACAGUACAAAGAAUGUUUCUAUGUGCCUAGAAUAAGUGUAACUAAUAUAUGAACAAUUCGGUAUAAAUUUUUUGUUGAUAGCUGUUUGCAAACUUUUCAGUUUUAAUAGGGAUUAAUAUAAACACAUGGCUGAUGAAAUGAAAGGAAAAGAUAAGUUUGAUAACAACAUUUGUAGCCCAUGUGGCUCAUUAUCACAAAAUGUGAACACAUUGAAUAUGGUCUCAAUAGAACUGGCUGACUUAGACGGAGGUGCUCCAAAUGUGAAUGAGGAAUGUAGUCUGACAGCUGCACAACGUGCACGUAUUGAGCGGAACAGAUUGAAAGCACGUGCCUUACAGGACGCUCGUUUAGUUCGCCGCCCUGAUUUAGCUGGCCAGACUGAAGCAGCCAAAUGCGAUUCCGGUGGUGGGUUUCUUCUGGAAGAGGAGGAGCCGAUGGCUACUGUGGCGGUGAGCGCGCCCCCCGCGCCGCUGCUGGACCCCGCCGCGCAGCCGCACUGCGCGCUCUGCCAGCGGCCCUUCGCCUGCUCGUACCUGUUUGAUACGUUCGACUACAGUGUCUGCGAUUCCUGUAGGGACGACGAGGACGAGCAUUCGUUGAUGACGCGCACCGAGGCGAAGGCCGAGUUCCUGCUGAAGGACUGCGACCUGGACGCGCGGCCGCCGCCGCUGCGCUGCGUGCGGCGCCGCAACCCGCACCGCGGCGGCGGCGACAUGCGCCUGUACCUGCGCGCGCAGCUGCGGGACCGCGCGCUACUCGUGUGGGGCUCCGUUGCGGGACUGGACGAGGAGCGCGCGCGCCGGGCGCAGCGCAGCGGCCGCGCCAAGCUCAAGCAGACGCAGCGGCGGCUGCGCGCGCUGCGCAUGGACGUGCGCUCCAGCCUCUACGACCGCUCCGCCCCGAAGCAUCUCCACGAGUUCGGCCCCGAGACCUACCGCGCCGCCGACGACGACUACGAGCGCGUCUGCCUCGUCUGCGGCCACCGAGAGACCUACGAGAAGAUGUAGUGGAUCCGUCAUCGGUCCGAGUCGUUGUACGAAGGAAUAUAAACGUUGAACUCGAAUAUGAACGAACGUCGUUCUCGGUGAGAUAUUGGAGACUUCUAGAUUGUGAUCUAUUUGAAUCUUUUAGCAUGUGAUCGUUUGAAUGAUUAUCUACAUACUUUCUUACUUGAGAUAUUUAAAUAAAAAGAGUUAAUUUUU